Messenger RNA from Rhodofomes roseus, 2771 nucleotides. RefSeq names its product Dynamin central region-domain-containing protein. Lineage: Eukaryota; Fungi; Basidiomycota; Agaricomycetes; Polyporales; Fomitopsidaceae. Bases 243 to 2615 code for a protein of 790 amino acids. Gene Ontology annotation, cellular component: mitochondrion; microtubule; cytoplasm. The transcript has 10 exons. The record is from RefSeq and is a predicted model, not a curated record. Gene Ontology annotation, biological process: peroxisome fission; mitochondrial fission. Gene Ontology annotation, molecular function: microtubule binding; GTPase activity; GTP binding.
GCUACCUCCCUGCCCGCGACCUCCCGCCCUUGCAUUGUCUCCUCUGUGGUGUGUAGGACACACAAAGUAAUCUCGCGACCUCUUGCAAGCCUUGCGUGUCUCUGCGGCGCGGGCGCGUGACUGACUAUACCUGCCGAGGGUCGACGCGUUUCUGCCUGACCACUGCCUGACCCACCCAUUAGAGCUGCCGCACAAAGCCACGUCUCUUUCACGACCUUCUUCUGCUUACGACCACCACCACCAUGGACGCCGACCUCAUCAAGCUCGUGAACAAGCUACAGGACACCUUCGCCAACCUUGGCGGAGAGCUGGACAUGCCACAGCUCGCGGUUGUUGGCAGUCAGUCUGCGGGAAAGUCUAGUGUACUCGAAACCAUCGUUGGACGCGACUUCCUGCCUCGAGGACAAGGCAUUGUCACGCGAAGACCUCUCGUGCUGCAGCUCAUCCACACGCCAGUCUCAGAACCAGCUCCGGGUGUACCUGCGCCGACAUACACGGAAUGGGGCCAGUUCCUGCACGUCGACAAGCGCUUCACCGACUUCGACGAGAUUCGGCGGGAGAUCGAGCAGGAGACGUUUAGGGUGGCGGGCCAGAACAAGGGCAUCAGCAAGCUGCCGAUCAACCUGCGGAUAUACAGCCCAAACGUACUGGACCUCACGUUGGUGGACUUGCCGGGUCUGACGAAGCUUCCGGUGGGCGACCAACCAAGUGACAUCGAGAGGCAAAUCCGGAGCUUGGUGUUGGACUACAUAACGAAGCCCAACUGUAUUAUCCUCGCCGUUUCAGCUGCCAACGUUGACCUCGCCAACUCGGAGUCCCUCAAGCUCGCGCGCUCCGUCGACCCACAAGGACGGCGCACGAUUGGUGUGCUCACGAAGCUCGACCUCAUGGAUGCAGGCACCAACGCGCUCGACAUCCUCACGGGGCGCGUGUAUCCGCUCAAGCUGGGCUUCAUCGGUGUCGUGUGCCGCAGUCAGCAGGACAUCAACUCGGGCAAGCAACUAUCAGACGCGAUUGACACAGAGGCGGAGUUCUUCCGGUCGCAUGCUUCAUACAGAAAUAUAGCACACAAGAACGGCACGAAGUAUUUGGCGAAGACCCUCAACCAAGUGCUAUUGAAUCAUAUCCGCGACAAGCUUCCCGAUAUGAAGGCGCGGUUGAAUACGUUGAUGGGCCAGGCGCAACAAGAACUGAACUCGUUCGGAGAUGCGGCAGUGUAUGGCGACAAGAACCAGCAAGGCGCGCUUGUAUUGCGGCUCAUGACUCAAUUUGCACGAGACUUUGUCGCAUCGAUAGAGGGCACAAGCGUAGACAUCUCGACCAAGGAACUGUCAGGCGGUGCACGGAUUUACUACAUCUUCAACGACGUCUUCGGGUCCGCACUAAACUCGAUUGACUCGACGCACAAUCUCGACAACCAGGACAUCCGCACAGCUAUACGGAACUCGACCGGCCCGAGACCCAGUCUUUUUGUGCCCGAAAUUGCCUUCGAUCUUCUCGUCAAGCCGCAGAUCAAGCUACUGGAAGCACCGAGUCUCCGAUGUGUGGAACUCGUGUACGAAGAAUUGGUCAAGAUCUGUCAUAACUGCACCAGUGCGGAGCUACAACGCUUCCCCCGGCUACACGCGCAGCUGGUGGAAGUGGUGUCAGAACUACUACGGGAGCGUCUGGGUCCGACGACGGACUACACGCAGAGUUUGAUUGACAUCCAGACCGCCUAUAUCAACACGAACCAUCCAGCAUUCAUUGCGGGGUCCGCUAUGGCCGCGCAGGCGCCGGCAAUUGCGCCACCAAAACAGGAGCACCGUAGGCCUUCAUCUGCCCAGUCAGUCAAUGGAGCCACGUCUCCUGAUGAAGACGAGGACACAUCAGAAGAGGUUAACGGGCUGAACGGUGUGACGCCUCGGGAUGGGCGGUCCGUGUCUUCCACCGUCCAUGACCGUGCGCGGACAAUCGCGUCUGUGAACGACGCUGGUGCUUCCCCCCGUAGGACAGGCUCACCGAAACCCCACACGCACCACCAGCAUGGCACUGUGCGGCCGCACUCUGCCCAGCCCACAGCGGCCAAGGAGACGUUCCUCAACUAUUUCUUUGGGCAGAACGGCCCGGGUCCCAUCAGCGGAGCAACCGCAGAACGUCGUGCAUCCUCGGGUACGGGCGCCACCCCCAUCGGACGAGACGUCAGUGGGAGUGAUCCGGCCCUGCACUUAGGGCUCAUGGCAGGCAAGCGCAGCCUGGAGGGCAACAAUGCGGCAUUCGAUAUGAAGAGUCUGGGGAAGCACAUCGAGGCAGCGUCUGACAGGGGGCCUCAGCUUACCCCGCGCGAGGAAAUGGAGACGAACCUCAUUCGGUCCCUCAUUGCGUCCUACUUUAACAUCGUGACCCAGACGAUCCAGGACCUCGUUCCCAAGGCAAUCAUGCAUUUCUUGGUGAACAACACGUCACAACAGGUGCAGAACCGCCUAGUGGCAUCACUCUACAAGCCCGAGCUGUUCGGAGAACUGCUCAACGAAGACGAGACCCUCGUUGCGGAGCGCGCGAGGGUCAAGGCACUGUUGGAUGCGUACAAGGAUGCGUUCAAGACGCUGUCGGAAGUAACGCUGAAGUCGUCAUAGAGGAUUUGGUCUUCGUGUACCUAGUUAUGCACCCUAAUGUCCCAUCGCUUUUGGUUUGCUCUCGACAUCCAUACUGUGAUACCAUGUCGCUUGUGCACAUUGGAGACGGUUCUGCAUCAGCAUAACAAUCUAACUGCAUUGAACAUACUACGUUAA